Messenger RNA from Uranotaenia lowii, 7248 nucleotides. RefSeq lists its product as uncharacterized. The coding region runs from base 727 to 4575 and encodes 1282 amino acids. Gene Ontology annotation, biological process: endocytosis; peptidyl-serine phosphorylation; signal transduction. Gene Ontology annotation, cellular component: cytoplasm; nucleus. The record is from RefSeq and is a predicted model, not a curated record. The transcript is spliced from 6 exons. Lineage: Eukaryota; Metazoa; Arthropoda; Insecta; Diptera; Culicidae. Gene Ontology annotation, molecular function: protein serine/threonine kinase activity; ATP binding.
GUCGAGGAAAAGAUUUCGAGUUGCUCGCAAAGAAAGUCGCCGUGGAAAUGUAGUGCAAUUUGAGGGCUUAAAAACGGCAAAUUUCGGGCUAAAAUUAGUGUAAGUGAUUGUAGGAAAAGUUUUGCCAGUGAUUGGGAGUAUUUUUGGGUCACGAGUGAUCGUAUUUGCACCGAAAAAAGUGAAUCGAAAAAAGUUGUUCUGAAAAUUUUCAAUACUGUGACGAGAGUGCUGUUCGUUCGAUCCGAUUGAAGAAUAAGGAAAACGACAUGAAUGGCUGCUGCUGGCUAGGUGCUGUGGCUGGCAACAAACUUGGCAAAAGUUUUGCAGAAAAUUGCUGAUUCCGGAAGGGACAUCGCAAAAUCAGUGCAACAAACACACAGCGCAGAACCCACAUUUUGAUCGAAAUAAAACGCUCGGUCCAAGAAACGCGAAAAGAGACUGCAGAAAAUUUUAGAAGCGCAACCGCUGAUGGACCCGUUUUCAGCAACAAAUAAUAACGAGUGACGGGCCGCUAGUAUCAUACUCAUCAAGUAAAUAAACACAAAGAAAAAUCAACCCGCGUUCCGCUUCGGUAAUUUUUCGCCCAGUGGCAACGAUCCCAUCUGAGUAGCAGCACACUCACCGCUAAAGUUGAGGGGCACGGCUAGCGCGCUGGACAAUUGACUGCCAGCCAGCCAGGGUUUUCCGGCCUGUUCGGAGUCCAAUUCGCUUGCGGAGUGAAAAGCAAUGGGUAAGAGGCACCAUCCGCCUGCUGCAGCAUCUGCCGAUAACGAUGGGCACCAUUACGAAACACCGCACAAACGGCAACGGGUGGAGAUAGUUUCGUCGUCGGCAAAUGUCACCCCCUCCAACGGCAGCGGCCAGCACCAUUUCAACUCAUCAUCGCCCUUCUUCUGCGGGACACCUUACGGAGGUAGCCCCGCUCUGAAUUUCAGCUUUACACUGACCCGGGAGUUUGUCGACGGAACCAUCCUCACAGAUUUAUCGCUCAAAGACUGGCGCAUCGGGAAGCCUAUAGGAAAAGGAAGUUUCGGUGAAAUCUUUCUCGCUUCGGAUGAUAUUUUCAAACCAGUCACAAGCGAAAAUGCGAAAUAUGUGGUCAAAAUUGAACCCCACUCCAAUGGCCCGCUGUUCGUGGAGAUUCAUGCCCUGCUCAACACGGGUAAACAAUCAGAUACCAGUCCCAUCCCGCCGGGUAUGCCGGAGUAUAUCGCCUCCGGUUCGCAUUACUUCAAAAACGAACGCUACCGGUUUCUGAUUCUUAAACGGUACCAGCGGGAUCUCCAUUCACUUGUCAGGAACAAACGUGUCGAUCCGAAGAGCAUUCCUACCAUUGCAUUUCAAAUCCUGGACGUGUUGGAACAUCUCCACGACAAGGGUUACGUGCAUUCGGAUAUAAAGGCGGAGAAUUUGAUGAUCGGAAAGGUUCCGGUCAAGGAGCUUUCGGAUGUUCGGAGUACGCUUUUUUUCGAAAGGUAUCAAAAGAAUGGAUCGGUGCACGGUGGUGCAUCGAUGAAAAGCAACAAGAAGACUGCUGCUGCCGUUCAGAAUGGGUUCAGCUCAACCCCGACGGUUCUUGCAUCGAAAAAGUUGUCCAUCGAGUAUGGUGGCAGUAAUCCGGUGCGGUCUUGUCGUGGAGGAGGAACAAUGGAAUCCGAAACUUAUCAGGAUAUGGUAAAGUCGCAUUACCUGAGACCUCUGAAAAACAUUGUCUAUCGCGAUGAUAGUGAAGAUGAGAAUGAUGGCAAAAAAGGAAAGAAAAAACGCAAGAAGAAGCGCGAUGGAGACACGAGUAGAUCAUUUUUCUACCACAUUACGUCCAAAGAGGUGAACGAAAACUUUAAGCAGAUUAAUGUGCAGGUUAGUCGCGAUGCGGCUUCGUUGGUUUCCAAUGGAUCUGAUAAGAGGGAUCAGAAAAAAAAGAAGAAGAAUGGAGAUGCUGGCGGUGCAGAUGCCCUUGAAGACCGUAUACAUUUGAUUGAUUUUGGGCUGGCGUCCAAGUAUAUCGAAUCUACAGGAGGUCACCGACCGUUUUGCAUGGACCAACGCCGUGCACAUGAUGGGACUCUUGAGUUCACUUCACGAGAUGCUCACAUGGGCGCCCAUGCUCGCAGAAGUGAUAUGGAGUGUUUGGGUUAUAACUUGGUUUUCUGGAGCCAAGGAUUCUUACCCUGGAAGGAUGAGAAGAUGCUCAACCAACCGGAGCAAGUUCAUCGAAUGAAAGAGUAUUUCAUGACCGAUGUUCGUGAGAUGCUGAAAACUAUUUACGGAGAAGAUUGUCCCAAAUACUUGGGAGAAUAUCUCCACUAUGUCGGUGGAUUGAUGUACGACGAACGGCCAGACUACGAUUAUCUGCGUUCUCUAUUUUUACAAGAGCUUCGUCGUCUUGAUGUUGACCUGAAGCAGCGUCCUAAGCUUAAUGUUUCAGACAUUGCCAAGCUAAGCAUACCGAUUAAAACAGCGGAAGAAGCUGAGAUCACCAACAAGAUCAACCACGUCAAGUCGAUGAUGAAGUUGGGUGUGUUACCAUUUAGGGAAAGUACCUUGCAUAACAAGACGACAUCUCCUAAGAAUUUGCGGUCGAAACGGGAAAGCACGCGUGCAUCGGCCGGAGGCAAAAAUGGCACCAAAAACGGAUCAGCCGUGAAAAAGGAGAAGAAAUUUUCUUGGUCUGACAUAUUGAGCUCCGAUCCCGAUCAAAUAGCCCGGGAACGUGCCGAAAAGGAGUUCGAAAGGGCUGAUCAGAUGGAGGAGGUUGUGAUUCGAUACAGCGGCAAUCCAACCUAUGCCAUUCGGGAAUUAGAAAACAAACGGGAAAGUGGUCUGUUAUGCGGAGGCUGGAGUGGAACGGAUUAUAUCGAGAGUGAAGACUAUAUUAAAGGUUACACAAAACCAAUGAUGGAUUUGCUUAGAAAACGGCAGUCACAGAUUCUGAGGGAUAUCUGUGAAGAUAGACAAAAAUCUAAUAAGCAUAAUGGAAACGGUGUUAAGAAACCUCCGGAUGAUAAUGGGGAAAAUGAGGAAGUAGAUGAAAGAUCAGAGCAAGGCAGUGAUGCUGAAAGCGAAGAAGAAGAAGAAGAUAUGGAAGCAGAAGAAGAAGAUGCCGAAGAAGAGCAAAGUGGUCAAGAGGAAGAGGAUGAAGAUGUUGAAUCCGAAGAGGAAGCUGCUGAUGUAGAGGCUGAAGAAGAUGAAAAGACCGAAGAAGAAGCAGACUCCGGAAAUGAUGAGGUGGAAGAGGAUGAUGAGGAGGAAGAAGAGGAAGACGAAACUGUUGAAGCCAAACGACACACUACUCAGGGCAGAAAACAAAAUUCACGUGGUCGCAGGAAGAAGCAUACUAUUCGAAAGGAAGAAAGUGAUAGCGAUUUUAUAAAUGAUGCAGAAGAAGAGGAAGAAGAAAACUAUGAAAAUGAAGAAGCAACAGAUGCAGAAGAAGCUGAUGUUGUUUCGGUAGUUUCAGAAGUACAAUUACAGCGGCGUAAAGUUCGAAGAAGGCACUUCCAAUCGGAGAGCAGUGAUCAACAGGACAGUGACUUUAACGAACAAGAAAGCUCGGAAUAUGAUAGCCGAGAUGCGCGUGGAAAGGGCCGUGAACGAUCAAGACUGAAUCGAGCUCAACCGAACUCCGGACGAGAUCAACCCUACUCAAAAGCCAACUCUGGCACCAAUACAAAAGUUCCUGUGAUAGCCAGAAAUAACAAUAACAAUAACAAGCCAUACUAUGGCGAUGUGGACGAUUCCUCCCACGACGUUCCCUCCUCACAGCAGCAGCACUACCGUCUGUUGAAACGCCGUAAAUCUGGCCUGCGGGAACGGAUACGACCGACAGCCCGCAGCGCCAAGUACCACGACGAUCUGCAGCAGCAGAAAGCCAAACGAAGUCCACGUAAACGCCACCGGUACAGCGACGACGAAGACUACUGCCAAGUGGAUGAUUCAUCGUGCAGUUCGUCCCACACAGCCUCCUCAUUAGCAUCUUCCGCCACGACUGCCACUAACGGAUCGGACUUUUCCGACUGUUUAAGUUCAGCUGCUGAAAACAACGGCACGCAAUCCAAGCGCAAAUCCUCGCGCAAACGAAACGUGCGAUACUUUUCGCAAAGCAGUCGCUCGAGGAUGUCCUCCAAUUCACGUUCCUCUUCGGUGCAUAAUGUCGCCAAUGGUACCGUAACUCAUUCUACUACAAACGGCAAUGGUGUUCACCAUCAUCAUAGGCCCACCAACGGUCAAACCACCAAUGUCAGAUACGGAGGAGAUGAUGAUGAGUUCUUCGAUGACGAUGACACCCGAGACAUGGACUACAGUCCGCGCAAGAAAAACAAAAACGGUCGCAAGAGCAACCCCACAGUGAUCGGCGCUACUCGGAAGGCUGUAAACCACCAUCUGAAAAAGAAGAACCACGCCGAAAGUAAAGCCUCCAGUUCCUGCGGUGCUGUCCAUCAACUCCCCUUUCAAACUUCCGAUGAACCCUCUACCAUCAAUUCAGUUGCGGAUCAUUUUCGCUUGUCUAAAAAGCUUUCUCAAGGUCGCACCGGUCGGUCCAUAUCUGUCUGUUGCUGUCGUUUUUGUUGGUAAACGGAGAAGGGUGAUGGGUGUUGCGUUAAGGUGGUAAUGAAUCGGAUGAAACGAGUCAAGGCUUUGGCGUUGAACCAGAAAUAAUGAUCUGGGAAUCGAAUAUGGGUGAUCAUUGUUUGGCAUAAGUGAGUUUGCCUAAUAAUUUGGAGUUGGAAUUUCUUGUUUUUAUUCUAAAUUGUACAUUAGAUAAGCUAGCUUAUGUCCGAGCUAGAUACCUAAAACAUUUCUUUUGAACUAUCAGUAAUCACUUGUAUGACAAAGAUUUGAAUAUCUAGGUAUAAAUAUUUGAAUUUUUCAUGCGCUUGAGGUACAUAAGAAAAAAUUUGCUUCGAAACUUCAAACCAAUGCUACACGUUUCUUUUUUUCUGUAAGUAUUCGUCAGUUCGAUCAUUCUUUUGAGAUUUGAGAAUAGGUUAUCAUAUUGUUUCAAACCUUAAUUAUAUGAUAGUUUUUUACUGUGAUAUUUUCAAUAAGCUUACUUUUUCUCACAAUAAGGAAAAUUUCUCAAUUAUUUCGAGAUAUAAUUGAAGAAAUCUCUUCUAGGUGAAUUUUUUAAAUUUAUUUUUUUAAUUUUCAAUAUUGAAAAACAGAACAACUUUUUCAAUCUUUAGUAUCCCAAUAAUCUUGAAUGUCUCGAUCACACAAACUCGACUCAAAAAUAACAUCCUGCUCGUUCAUCCGUCCAAUAUCGUCGUAUACACAUUCACCCGAAAGUCCACGUGAACAUUCACCUCGAUCCACCUCCGUACGUUCGUCGUAUGUGUCCGUCAUUGGUUGUAGUCCACAUGAGCUGACCUGGUGUGUCUAUGUAUUCUGUGUGUGUCUUGUGUACUACCCACAGGCUCAACAGCAGGAACUUUGACCAGUGCCAGUUCAACAGCCAAAACCGUUGACGGUGGAAAGGGAGUGGUGGCUGGAUUGCGGGGAAGACGAUACCACCACCAACACCGGACUUACAGCCGUGGAUAGCCAAAGACGACGAUAUCAAUGGAGAGCAACCGAGGAAGGAUCCAGUCUUGCCACCUGAGCUGUUGUCAGUAUCCGAAUUAAGUUCGCUGGAACAUUCGUACCCGGCGCAGGUUUUUAGCAACAAUAGUCGUGUUGUUUAUCAUUAGUCGGAAUAUAACCAGUAGCAGGUUAGAGCCGUUUUUCUUCAUUUCAUAUUGGUCCGUGUGUUUUCUGUUACGCCGGGUGUUUUGUUCGGAGAACAUCAAAGAUUACAAUGUAAAUAAGCAGUAUGCUACGUUCUGUUUUGUAAAGUUAACUUUUUGUUUUUAGGUAGAAUUUGAAUUCUCGAUCCUACUUUUGUUGAUCUACUUUUUUCCGAAUCAUUGUGACAUAACUUUUCUUCAUGAUUCCCUAACAACCUAUGAGAACAAUGUAAGAUACAGUCUGUAUUUUUCUUAAUAAUAUUCCAAUUAUAAUACAAAAAUGAUCAAAUUCGUGUAAUAGUAGAUGAUAUAAACAUUAUGAAAAAAAAACAGCUAGGAAUAUAAUGAAGCAAUUUCAACUCAAACUUUAAAAAAAUAUUAGAGGAAACUGAAACCCGAAAGCUCUGAUUUAAAGUUAAUAAGCUCCUAAGUCAGCAAAUCAAAGUAUUCUUCCUGAUGGAACAAAUCGAUAACUUUAUUCAGGUUGAUACAAUUAUUUAAACAUAAAAACAAAGAUGUAGCUAAAAUCAACAACAUUGAAAAAUCCUACACCAGCAAACUCUAGCAAAAAUGUCAGUGGAUACCACUGAUUUUUCCGUUUUCCAACAUCAAAUUUCGUUUUUCUAGCAAAGAAAUUUUUAAAUUGAAGCUGUUCGAGCUCUAGGAAAAGUCGUUGCAAACGAAAAUCCUAUCGAUCUGUAAAAAUGUUAUCCCUAGUUCAAAUUUCAACAGAAAAGGCCUUCCUCCUUGUGCGAGAGACUAAUAGACAGAAAAAAAACGAGCAAUUUUUCGUUUAAUUUAACUAAACAUGUUUUGCACUUGAUUGUUUUGUACAAGAGAGUAAUAAAAUUGUUUUUUUUUAAUUUCUAAUUGAGCAGCUUUUGUUCACUAAUAAAAGUUAUUCGACGAAACAGAAAAGACGGUGUAUAUAACCUGUACACAAACUCUGUCACAAAACAGAUUCAGGAGUUUGAAGCAAAAAAUUGUAUAGAAUAAACUAUUGAAAACACUCAAUCCGCAUGAUGGAACUGUAAUGCAUUAUAUUACAAUGUUUUAUGAAAACUAAUAAAAAAAACUACAAAAGUUAAACUGUCAAAUCUAGCCACGAGUUGGUACCGUUACAUCUAUAAAAAUAAGGUCAGGAAUCGGGUGAUAAUUUCACAAACCCUCCCUAUAGGCAUUCGUGCAACAACAACAUCAAAAAUCAUGUUCCCGACCGGAUAACAAAAAAAUAUUAUGUAUAGAUAUAAACCAUUUAAAUAAUAAAAAAAAACCCCAACUGCUUAAAUCGGAAAGAGCUAAAGCCUGUAUUAUAGUAAAGCCCCCUUUCCCACCUUCCUUCCCAUGGAAAAUCUUUCGCGAGUCGAGAGGUAGACUCAUAAGUAUAUUGAACCAAGAGGAUGAUCAAAAUACAAAAUACCUAUAUAGAAAGUUUAGAUGCAAUUGGGGUCCCUCAACAAGCAAGUGAAAAUGUGGUGAAACAUUAUGAUACGAAAAAUACUAAAUAAAAAUAAUUACCAAA